Molecule: messenger RNA, 1125 nt
Organism: Neoarius graeffei (lesser salmon catfish)
Lineage: Eukaryota; Metazoa; Chordata; Actinopteri; Siluriformes; Ariidae
Product: bone morphogenetic protein 2
Exons: 2
Coding region: 1-1038 (345 amino acids)
Biological process (GO): SMAD protein signal transduction
Cellular component (GO): extracellular region
Molecular function (GO): growth factor activity; cytokine activity
Source: RefSeq, a predicted model, not a curated record
AUGCAGAACUCAGCCACUCAAUGUUAUGUUCUCUUUGCUUGUUUUGUCUUAUUUAGUUCCAGUCUACGAGUAUCCAGAGCAAUUCGGGAUUAUACAGGGACAAAUCGAACUCUACAGCUUGAGGCGCUUAAAAUUAGUAUGCUGGAGUACCUUGGGAUGGACAGACCACCACUGUCCAGAGAAAAGUCGUCUUAUCAGGAACUAAUCGGAAUAUACCGUCAAUAUCAGAACAUGAGGAGGAGCAUGCGGUCUUUUCAGAGUAGCUCCAGUUUCUUCCUUCACACCACAGUGCAGCCAUUGAAUUCUCAGCAGGAUGGUCCUGAAUCAGUGACUCAAUGGUUCAGGGCUGUUUUUCACAGGGAGUCUUAUAUAACAGACGAGUUUCUCUUGUCACAAGCACAGCUGCGACUUCAAAGAUCUCUGGAUAACAACUUUGACCAACCACGGCGCAAUCAGAAAAUUCUGGUUAGAAUACACAAAACCUCUCAUUCUUACUUCUUUAAUUCAAAGAAAAUUCAAUCAAGAGGCCUCAAUGUUACCAUGGAUGUGACUUUUGCAGUUAACAGAUGGCUUGUGGAAACUAGUGAUGCUUUACUAAUUGUUGACGUUGGCUUUGUUGAUCACAAAAAAGGUGAAACUGAACCCACUCCGCAGAUCUGUUUGGAACUUAAGCGAAUGGAUGGUAAAGUGAGAAAAUCUCGUUCCACUUAUGGAGAAAGCUCUGAGGAUGACAGCUACUGUAGCCGGAAGUCACUGAGUGUUUCCUUUGAGGAGAUCGGCUGGUCAGACUGGAUUGUGGCUCCUGCUGACUACACAAUGUACUUCUGUGAUGGCUCUUGCCCACACAAUUACAAACCAGCCAGUAUGCACACUCAGAUAAAGUCACGUCUACAUCGUUUGACCAAAGGAGCGAUGCCUCGCCCAUGUUGCGUGCCAGCUGAAUAUGAGCCCAUGAUUCUCAUGCACUACGAUAGCCGGGGAAAACUGAAACUAACAUCCUUCAAUGAUUUGAUCGUUACCAAAUGCUACUGUGCCUGAAAGGCCGGAACAUGGUUACAGUUGUGGGGGAAAUUUUACUGUGCUUUUAAAUUUCAAAAAUAGUGUGCAACAAUACUGUACACGGCA